UCUGUACAGCGAGUCACGGCAUUGGCGGCUGAGUGAGUGAUGGGGGAAGUGCAAGAGCCUUUGUGGAAGUUAGUUACCUUCGUUCAGUGAAAGUAUAGCCGAAGUCAAAAACAGAAAGAAAGCGUCAUUUUGAGACGUCAUUCGCAGUCGCUGGUGGAGAAAAGUUCACUUUAUUCUGGUGCUUUAAGGAGUCGCACGGUUCCGCCAUGGACUUUGGUGAAGAGUCGUCGCCCGCUCUGGCUUUCGAGAAGGACGCGUUCGAGCUCACGGUAGAAGAUGUGUAUGACAUUUCUUACGUGAUCGGACGAGAUUUGUUGAAGAUCAGCAGCACGGGCGAAGAAGUGUCAGAUCUGCAGUUCAAAAUAGUUCGCGUUUUAGAGAUGUUUGAGACUUUGGUCAACAAGUACAACUUGUCUCUGGAGGAGCUGAAAAUGGAGCGGGACAACCUAAAGGGUGAACUGGACAGGAUCAUCAAGGAGGGGGCUUCUUCAUCCGGACAGGGCACGCAAACGGCGGGACCCAACCAGCUGGUGGUGGACCUGACGGACCCCAACAGACCACGCUUCACCAUGCAGGAGCUGAAGGAGGUCCUGCAGGAGAGGAACCAGCUCAAGUCUCAGCUCAUGGUGGCUCAAGAGGAGCUGCAGUUGUAUAAGAGUGGGAUUCUGCCACAGGCUGAACCAACCAUGGUGGAGGUGGAUCUGGAGGCGCCCUCGGCCACAAACAUCAGUCCAGCCACGAUAAAUGACACGAAAGAGGAGAAGACGACCAUAGGCAAACUGUUUUCAUUCAGACGGAAAUGAGACAAAAAAAAAGAGAAUAUUUCGCAAGAAUUGAGGUAGAAGACAAACAGGAUUUGUCAGCACAAGUUAACCACUUUUAUAAUGUUUUUUUUUUUUUAUAUAUAUAUAUAAUGUUUAUUUGUCAGUCUAACAAGCACCAUAUUUUGUACUGGUUAUCUAAACCUUACAUGGUUUGUAGUCAUGUGUAGAAGUAUGUAUGUAUUAAUAUAAGAGAAGAAAACUGUAUUAUCUAACCAGUGUUGCUCAUGUUAAAUUCAUACUGUCACAGCUGACUGUAUGAAUGAGUUUGAAAUUAGAAUUUUUACUUUAAAUGAAAACUUAAUAAUGUUGACCACUCAGAUGAUAAAGAAAAAGACUCACCUACUUCAUAAAUGUAUGAAUAAACUGCUUUUACAUUUUGA
Molecule: messenger RNA, 1204 nt
Organism: Mugil cephalus (flathead mullet)
Lineage: Eukaryota; Metazoa; Chordata; Actinopteri; Mugiliformes; Mugilidae
Gene: rilpl2
Product: Rab interacting lysosomal protein-like 2
Exons: 4
Coding region: 207-803 (198 amino acids)
Biological process (GO): cilium assembly
Cellular component (GO): cytoplasm; ciliary basal body
Molecular function (GO): protein dimerization activity
Source: RefSeq, a predicted model, not a curated record